UGGCGUAUGGGUACACCCGUCUACCUAAAGCCAUAUACCGAACUGAACUGUAUGGAUCUCCCAUAAAAUUCAAUCCACUCGUUUGUUGUUACCGUUGUCAUGUUGCCAUGCUCGAAAAUGAUCGAUAUUUCCUCAAAAUAAGAACAAGAAACACUCUUGUGACAGUAGUUACAGAUGCAAGGAAACCUUCGACGUUGAUAUGGACAAGCUUUCAAAACCGCAAAUAAUAUGUCACAUCGAGAAAUCAGUGGACUACUCACUGUUUGACGUCAAAUGGAUACCAUGCAGCGCGAAGUUUGUAGUGAUGGGCGCACGACCCAGAGGUACCGGUAUCAUACAAAUCUACGAAGUAUCCAGUGGCGAAUUAAAGUUGAUCAAGGACAUUGAGAGAUCUAAUCAGAUGAAGUGCGGCACGUUCAAAGCUUCCAGUCUUCGAGAUAGACAUUUAGCUACCGGUGAUUUCAAGGGGAAAUUAAACAUCUACAAUUUGGAAGAUCCUUCAAUCCCAGUUUACAGCGUUGAUGCUCAUAAGCAGAUCAUAAAUGCCAUUGAUGGCGUAGCUGGUGUUAAUGUAGGAUGUGGCGCACCUGAAAUAGUAACAGGAUCCAGGGAUGGUAGUGUAAAAGUAUGGGAUCCCAGACAAAAAGACCGACCAGUUGCUAUCAUGAAAGCCAAAGAAGGUGAAAACCAGCGAGACUGCUGGUCAGUUGCAUUCGGCAAUUCUUAUAAUUCCGAAGAGAGAGUUGUAGCUGCAGGAUACGACAAUGGUGAUGUCAAAAUGUUUGACUUGAAAACAAUGUCAGUGAGAUGGGAGAGCAAUCUGAAAAAUGGAGUUUGCAGUCUAGAAUUUGACAGAAGCGACAUUCUUAUGAACAAAUUAGUUGCCACUACACUUGAAUCCAAAUUUUAUUUAUUUGAUUUAAGAACUCAGCAUCCAAAGAAAGGCUUUGCCUAUCUUGUUGAAAAGGCUCACAAAUCGACAAUAUGGCUAGUCAGGCAUUUACCACAAAAUCGAGAAUUAUUCGCGACCUGUGGCGGCAGUGGAACUUUUUGUCUUUGGAAAUAUAAUUAUCCAGAGAAGAGGAAAACUACUGACGCUGACGGAAUCGAGCAAGGAGUUGUUGGUAACGUCGAUCUAGUGCAGAAUUACACGCUUUCAUCGCAACCUAUUAAUUCAUUGGAUUGGUGUCCAGACAAACAAGGACUUGGUGUUUGCACUUCGUUUGAUCAAUGCUUACGUGUUAUCAUCACUACGAAAUUGAACACAUAUUGAUUAAAUAAAUCGGAGAGGAUAUAUAUAUAAAUAAAUAUUUUAUAUAUUUAUGACAAAAGAUUUGAAUUCGUUUUAAAUUGGUCCUUUUGAUAUUAUUUACGCCCAAAUUAAAUCUCAGUCGGAUUUGCUUGCGAUGAAACUCGUCACACAUCUGGUAGUCAGAUAUUCGUAAUAUUUUCUCGUUUGCAGAUAUAUAUAUAUGGAAAGAAAAAGCGUGGAUCUUGACAAGAAAAACUCAAAUUGACAACUAUGCGUUACUUCAAUUCGAUUGUAAAAUCCUCUUUGCAAUUCGUGUGCAGGUCGAAGAAUCUAAGGCCUAUUAACAGAAUUCGAAAGCCGCGCGUAAGGAAGUUCACAACAUCCUCCGCCAGAUAUCGCUUCGGCGCUCUGAAAGCUGAGCUCGAGAUAUCGAUUUCUCGUGCGCACGCGGGCGCGAAGUUUAUUACGCAAUAGCGAAUGGCGGCGGACAAAAGCGAAUUAUAUGUCAUUGGGCCAAUCUAUUUAGGAUCGGACCCUUAUUAAGCAUCAGCCAUCUUGUUCGGUCGCGCGCGAGCGUUACGCAAUCGUCGUACGUCCGCCAUUUCAGGCACGCACGGCCCACGUAGCGCAUACACUUCCGAUGCAACGCACGAGAACGCAGCAUACAACUCGAGCGCAAGCAUGCACACAAGGUCAUGAAUAUCUCGAUUUUAAUUACAUAAAUUAUCCGUCGCUGAGUCUGCCGUGUCUGCGUCGCGAUAUUAUGUUACUGCCGUUAUCGAGCACGUAUUCACCUCGCUUCUACACUUUCUACACUUUAAGCCCGUUUGCUUUAACUGCACUCUGCACUCGCGAGUCAAACGGUUGUUAUCGCGACAAGCUGUACGUUGCAAAUCUCUCGGAAACUUUUUGCUAUUUGCUAUGCACCUUGUGAUAAUUGUCUUUAAUAAAAUUACGUCUAUCUGGUCUUCGAGCGACAAUAGAAUACCCACUUGCAGGUUUAACAACUUCAAAGCGGGCGAGUGAAUAUUUCGUAACUUUCGCAACUUUGGCACGUUUGGUCAUCAACUUGAUCAUUGGUCUUCAUCAGCUUUAGCUGAUAUUUGGCUGCUUUGUAUAUGAAAUUUAAGCGGUAGUCGAUGUAAUAAAUGUGAAUACUGCGUCUCA
Molecule: messenger RNA, 2419 nt
Organism: Harpegnathos saltator (Jerdon's jumping ant)
Lineage: Eukaryota; Metazoa; Arthropoda; Insecta; Hymenoptera; Formicidae
Gene: Wdr92
Product: dynein axonemal assembly factor 10
Exons: 4
Coding region: 200-1273 (357 amino acids)
Molecular function (GO): protein binding
Source: RefSeq, a predicted model, not a curated record